This is a messenger RNA of Penicillium egyptiacum, 1701 nucleotides long. The record is from the annotation of a GenBank genome assembly. Lineage: Eukaryota; Fungi; Ascomycota; Eurotiomycetes; Eurotiales; Aspergillaceae.
AUGCCGCCUAACCAAUCACAGACUGAUCCAGCCUGGCCGCCUGGGACCGUCCUAAUCGAAGGUGCGACAACAAAGCUUUAUUUUUCCGACACAAAAGACAAAGUAGCAAGCGCUGACAAGACGAAAGAUCUUUCACGGCCAGGAGAUUCGGAGGUAGUCCUUCAGCCAAGACCUACAAGAAGCCCCAAUGACCCGCUGAACUGGCCAUUAUGGCGCAAAAAUUUGAACUUUGCACUUGUCUCUUACUACGUUAUGAUGGUACUUGCCCUAAUCGACGUCGCGACAGUAACCUGGGGCGAACUCAACCUGGAGCUGGGGUUUAGCUACGCUCUACUAAAUGACAGCUACGCUGCAGGCUGCGGUUCCCUCUGUAUCGGAGGCCUCUUCUUGGUACCUUUUGCACUCAAGUACGGGCGCCGCCCGAUCUACGUGUUCAGCACUGCCAUACAGUGUGGAAUGAGCGUGUGGUCUGCAAAGAUGCAGACGGUCGCAGAUCUCAUGCUGGUCAACAUAUUGAGCUGCAUCGUGGGAGCUCUUUCGGAAGUGUUGGUGCAGAUGACCGUGGCCGAUAUCUACUUCGUUCACCAGCGCGGCCUCACUAACACAAUCUACUUCUGGUUUAUGACUGUCGGAGUGACCUUGUCACCUCUAGCCGGUGGCUUCAUAACCCAGUCUCAAGGAUGGCGCUGGGUCUGGUGGUGGAUGGCUAUACUGUUUGGCGCGGGCCUCGUGGCCUUCAUCUUCCUCUACGAGGAGACCAUGUUCGAUGCCUCCCCCAUCGACGGGGUUCCCGUUGCGGAUAAACUGGACCCUAAGCCGCAGCCUGAUAAAGGAGACCUUGAGAGAUCGGCGAUGGAUAAGUCCGAUGCAACACAAGAGGGCCAGCCAAUGCCUGAAGUGUUCCAGAUUGACUAUUCAAUUCCCGAAAAGACUUAUUGGCAGAAACUCGCACUAUGGACGAAUUCCCUAGUGCCGUUCUCCGAAGUAGGGAAACAUUGCUACCAGCCAUUUGUGAUCCUUUUCAGCAUCCCCGGUGUCUUCUUCAUGGCAGUAGUAUACGGAGUCAUGACCGCCUGCACAACCGUGCCGGUAACCACAUUGUCAUCAGUGAUGACGCUACCGCCGUAUAAUUUCGGCGCAUCCCAGAUUGGACUAAUGGGGUUGCCCCCAUUCAUUGGUACCACUCUAGGAGCUAUGGUUUGCGGGCCAUUGAGUGAUUCUAUAGCCCUCUCUCUUGCAAAACGGAAUGGCGGCAUUUUCGAGCCAGAGAUGCGACUUUGGCUAGCUAUUGCCUUUACUCCAUUGGUUCCGGCUGGUCUUUUCAUGUUUGGCAUUGGACUGGACAAGGGCAGCCAUUGGCUUCUGCCCGCGUUUGGACUUGGCAUUAGUGCCGUGGGAAUUGUUCCUCCUAGCAGUGCUGCACUGACUUAUCUGACUGAUUCAUAUACUGAUAUCAUCGCGGACUCGGUUUUGGGAGUCACGUUCGUUCGCAACCUGAUCUCCACGGUCUUUAUCUUUGCUCUUAAACCUUGGAGUGAUAGGGUGGGGCUUUCGUGGUUCUAUGUGACAUUUGGGCUAAUUUCUACCGUUGUUCUUUUGGGUAAUCUGUUCUUCAUUUACUAUGGGAAGAUGCUUCGGGUGAAGCUGGCUGGCACAUAUCAUCAUUAUAGCAAGAAGCAGCUGAGGUCUAGACCAAACUAG